GCCUUGGCGCUUCCGGGUCCCGCUGCGUGCUUUAAGAGUAACAAGAGUCGGAACGCUGGCGGCCGACCGUUAAACGGCCCAAGCGGCGACUCCUUCUUCCCUCGACCCUCCCGUCUCAUCGCCACUGCCAGCAACAAGAGCAGCGUCCAGCCCGAACCGAGCGGUGCCCUCCACCCACCCACUCCCCUACCUGACACUCUACCGAGUCUAACCCCCUCCCCCCACGGGGGCUGGGCCAACUCAGCUCAGCUCAGGCCGGGCCGAGGCCUUCUUAGUUAGGUACUUUUGUGGCAAUAGCUCGCUUGUCCGCCAUCCUCGGACCGGGCUGGAGAGGGAGAGCGGCGCCGAGCCCUCCGGCUGGAGUCUGCACUCGUCCCCUCGCCCCAUUCUUUCCUUCCCCUCCCUCUGUCCGCCGUCGAGGACCUCGGCUCGGCCCGGCCCCCCGCGUCGCCGCUUGCCGGUUUGCUUUCUGCUGGACAUUGUUUACAUUUGCCUUUCACUCCGAUAUCAAGAAUUGGCUGCCCAACUGACGAUGUGCAGCACUAUCUAGAUGGUAUGCAGUCUGUUGGUCAGUUGGAUAACAAGCCAUACCCAUGGAACCAGACAAUGAUGUUGCACUGGAUAUUUUGAUAACAAAUGUGGUCUGUGUCUUUAAAACAAGAUGCCAUUUAAAUCUGCGCAAGAUUGCACUGGAAGGAACAAACGUGAUCUACAAAAGAGAUGUAGGGAAGGUGUUAAUGAAACUGAGGAAACCCAGAAUAACGGCAACAAUUUGGUCUUCAGGGAAAAUUAUAUGCACUGGAGCUACAAGUGAAGAAGAUGCAAAAACUGGUGCUCGAAGAUUAGCCCGUGUUCUGCAGAAACUGGGUUUUCAGGUAAAGUUUGCUGGAUAUAAAGUAGUCAACGUUCUGGCUGUAUGUACAAUGCCAUUUGAAAUAAGGCUACCAGAAUUCACCAAAAAGAAUCGUCCAAUUGCAAGCUAUGAGCCAGAACUUCAUCCGGCAGCAUCUUACAGAAUUAAAGCAUUAAAAGCUACACUUCAAAUCUUUUCAACGGGGAGUAUAACAAUAACAGCACCCUGCAUACAGUUUGUUGCUACAGCAGUGGAACAAGCCUAUCCAUUGAUUUUUGAGUCUAGAAAGACGAUCAAAUAACCAUUCCUAUUACGGGACCAUCUUAGUGGCUCUGAAUGGAUGGCUACAGAGGCGAAGUUUACCAUAUAACUAUUCCAGGAAUGGACAUACAGCAAAUGAGAGACUGUGAGAAUAUAUGAACACAAGGCAAAUGUAUUCAUAUUGGGAUGUUAAUAUUGUUUUAUUGUGAACUGUUUACAUGACAUGAUGCUGCUGUUUUUCUUAGGAGAGCCCUCCUUAUAGUCUCUGCAGUAAGGGAACAGGAUUGUAAAAUGUGCACUACAUUUAAAGUUGAACCAUUUUUUCUGGUUGAGCUUAGUGUUUUAUUGUAAGGUCUUUUAAAAAAAAAAAACGUUAUGCUGUAUAUGAAAACCAAAGAUGCCACCAAUGUUGUUCAUUUGGUUAUAGUGUUUAAAUACAAUUAAUAGAUGUGUAUUUAAUUUUAAGUAAGAACCCUGCUAUAAGUCAUAAUUUAUUGAAGAAUUUACAAAUGUUACAAUUUACAUUCAUUGGUGAAUUCAAAAUAUUAUUUGUGAAAGCUAUUUUGACUUUAACGGGUCCUCCCAAGUAAGGAUUGUGGAUGGUCAAAUUAUUUUAAAUUCAGGUAAAUGUGAAUUUGAUGUUUAUUUUUUAAAAGAAUGCAUAUUUGGUGAGCUUAUGAAAAUGGAGGGUUCCUAAAUUUGGAAUCAAAUCACAUCCUAUUAAUUAGAAAAGCUAGUGCAUCAAACCUUUCCUGGAUUUUAGGGUAUUGAAAAUCACUUAAAUAUUUGCAUGGCUGCUUGUUGAUCUUAAUUUUUAAAAUUGAUCAGCUAAAGCUAAAAAGAAAACUUCAUAUACAGCAUCAUCAAAUGGAUCCUAAAAGGCACUGUAAAUUAGUUUUAUUAAAAUAGUUACAUGGUGUGAUGCAUACUGUAUAUCAACCAUUGGAAAUAUAUCAAAACAUAAAAACAAGUAUUGCAUUAAGAUUUUAAAGUAGUAACUUAGGAAACGUAAUAGAAAAAAAUUGGGAAUAAACUAUAUAGCCCAUAAUGCUGCAGAAGUUAAUUUAAACUUAUACCAGGAGCCUCAUGCCUUUUCAAUAAAGAGAAUCUCACUAUUGGUGAGUUCCAGGCGUUUAUCAUUUAUAAUUUGCUACAAACUGAUCAGUGUAACUUUUGAGAUGAAUCUUUCAUACUCCAAAAAGAAUUGCUGCAACUAUUACCAGCGAGAUUUUUUUCUACGCCCAGUUUUACUUGAAAAGAAAUGCUUUAUGAUGCAUAGCAUUGUUCUGAAGUUCCUAACGCAACUUUUUAGCAAAUGUUGCUUUUAAAAAUAAAAAUAAAUCGUCUUAGUUAAUGUCCGUCCACAGUUUCUACCAGAAAAUUUAGCAGUUAGUUUGGCUCUGCUCUGCAUAAUAAAGUAUGACAUUGCCAGUAUUUCAUCAGAUUUUAUUUAUAAUGAGAACAAGAUUUUAGUUCAAUAAAUUGGAUGUUCAAAAAAAAUGAGGCUUGUCAUUAGAAAGCAUGCUGCACUCUAGCAGUGAAUCUGAUCAUUGGCUCAGCAUCCAUAUUUCCAGCCAAACUCCUGUUCCUAGGUUGAGUAUCAAUCCUCACUCGCUGCGAUUACCACCUGUUUGAAACAAGAAUAUUCCAUUGAACUUCAAACAAUGUCAUCUUUUAUCAUUGCAAUUUCAUGUAAUCUGCAAGCAAAAAUUUCAAAUUAUACAGCGCAUAAAUUAGAAUCCAAAUUUACUUGAACAUAAUCCUUUGAGUAUUGGAAAGCACUUUUGAAUAGCAUUUAUUUUUUUUUCUGUUUUAUAGACCAAUUAUGUUUUGUUUUGUAAAUUUCCAGUUCUCUACAAAGUUGAAGUAGAUGGAUGUACACAAUUGUAACAUACCAAUUUACACUAUUCACAUAAUAAAUGUAAUCUUAACUUUCAUGGUUGUUGUUUAUAUUGUGCAGCAAGGCUUCCUUGGUCUCAAAGGGUUAUGUUGAACGACAGAGUGCAUCUGUCAUGUAAAUAGUCACUUCAAAAUCUGUCAGCAUUCUUGCUUAGAUGUUCUGUUUUCAUUCCAAUUGCCAAUAGAUGGAAUUACUUUUAUGCCAUAUCUUGGAAAUCGCCUUUCCUUUUGAAAUUAAGGUGGGAUAAGACAAUUAUGUACCGCAAAGACCAAGUGCUUGUGUUGCUAAAAUGUAGUUGAGUUAGUAGACGUUUUUCAUAGAAAACUUGUAACUUUCAAAUGUAAAUCUGUAAUUUCAGGAAAACGUCUAUAUCUACUCGAUGAAAAUGUGUUUUUGAUUGUUUUGAAACUUUCAGGUGCAAGGUCAGCUUGGUUUAUGAGCACUUCAUUAAGAUCAAAGUGUCAAAGCUUCUUUGUUGGAAUGUAUUUCGAUGGAUGAGUUUCAGUUUUAUUUGCCUGGGAUAAACAAAACCUAGGCACACCAUUUAUUUUUAAAGGAAAUAAAAAUUGGCUAUUGCAGCUGAUCAGAAUUGGCCUGCAUGGAAGGAAAUGCACUGCCUAUCAAAAGCAUGGAAUGGUAAGAAUGGCAUGGUCCUCCAAUGAAAACAGAUCAACUGAUGUUCCACAAAGUUUCAUGGUGCCAUUCGCAAGACUAAUUAUUUCAAAGAAGUCUCUUGUAUUUUUGUAUGCCUGUGAUAUAUGCGCUUAUUGAUGCCUGUGCUCUAACAGGGAAAAUGGAAGUAAUUGUUAACUUGGAUUUCCAUGUGAAUUAGAUUUGUACUGUACAAUUAAUUGACAUACUAAAUUGUUUGCUCAUUGCAUUUAGAUAAACAGAAUAUUUACAUAAUGA
Molecule: messenger RNA, 3923 nt
Organism: Amblyraja radiata (thorny skate)
Lineage: Eukaryota; Metazoa; Chordata; Chondrichthyes; Rajiformes; Rajidae
Gene: tbpl1
Product: TBP-like 1
Exons: 8
Coding region: 594-1154 (186 amino acids)
Biological process (GO): DNA-templated transcription initiation
Molecular function (GO): DNA binding
Source: RefSeq, a predicted model, not a curated record